UAAUAUUAAAAAAGUCGCUUCUUAAAUAAAAUAAUAAAUGGCAUUAGUGCACUUGCAGUCUCGCAGCGCGGUCUGAUCUGCUAUGACGCUUCACGGCCAGCAGGGGUCUCUGUUUCGCUCACAGACAUGAACCGCAUCUCAUUCCCGGUCCCGUGUCUGACUGGAAAGGCUGUAUUUUGAGGAGAGGAGAGAGCGCAGACAGCGCCUGCUGGAGUCUCCCACUUCUUCCCUAAUCAAACCCAGCUGUUUGCAGAGCACAGGCACUGAGCAUACCCUCCUCCCUGCGGUCGUUCGUGAUUUUCAGAGCGGGUGGACGCAUUUCUUCUCAUCAAAAACAGCAGAUACUUUGGGAUUAGGUUUCUUGCAAGGUAGGGUCUAUUCUGGAGAGAAACGGAGCGGAGCGGAUUGCUGAAACCCUGCAGAAGUGUUUAAGACACAUCUGGGUCUGUGUGUCGAGAGACGCGCUGUGGUUUCUUGGAGAGCUCUCUGACCCCGGCGUUGGCUGUGAUGAGUGUUCUACCUCCGGUCAGAAGGGACAGGGUCAUUCCCCAGCUACCGCAGUGUUUCACGAAGGAAGCCACCCUUCACACCAAAGACUCUUUCCAUUCCAAAGUGAAGGGAGCCUGUCAGGAGCAGAGGACUGGGACAGUGGGCAGGUUUAAGAUUUCAAAGGUCAUCGUAGUUGGAGACUUGGCUGUGGGGAAAACCUGUCUGAUUAACAGGUUCUGUAAGGAUGCCUUUGAUAAGAACUACAAGGCCACCAUCGGGGUGGACUUUGAGAUGGAGAGGUUCGAGGUGAUGGGGAUCCCCUUCAGUUUACAGCUAUGGGACACUGCGGGACAGGAGCGCUUCAAGUGCAUCGCAUCGACCUACUACAGAGGAGCGCAAACAAUUAUAAUAGUGUUUGAUGUGAAUGAUGUGGCCUCCUUGGAUCAUGCAAAGCAGUGGCUUGAAGAUGCACUUAAAGAAAAUGAUCCGAGUUCUGUGCUGCUGUUUCUGGUUGGUACAAAAAAAGAUUUAAGUUCUCCUGCCCAGUACUCUCGGAUUGAGGAAGAUGCUAUCCAGCUGGCGAAGGAAAUCAAAGCUGAGUAUUGGGUGGUGUCUUCACUGACAGGCGAGAACGUCAACUCCUUCUUCUUCAGGGUGGCGUCUCUGGCUUUCGAGGCCAGCGUCCUGUCCGAGCUGGAGAAGACCAACUCCAGAAAGAUUGGAGAAGUCAUCCGGAUUAAUAGCAAUUCUGACAACCUGUAUGCGACUUCCAAGAAGAAAAAACCCAACUGUUGCCAGUGAAGAGACACGCGGGGUGGGGGGUGGGUUAUAUUGCACUGGGCUGAUUUGGUACCAAAGAAUCGAUCACCACUCCAGAAUCAAGGAGCAACCCGAUCGGAACAUUCCGAACAGCGAUAGAAUCUGGAUGGAAUUAGGAGCAGUGAUUUGAAUUGAUUGUUUCAGCUGGUCCUGAAAGUUGAUCAAAGAAAUGUGAUCGUAGUGUUCUACCUUUUUUUUUACAUUGAUAAAAUCUGUGUUUUUUCUACAGCAGCCUUCAAAUUUAAAAUGCAGCUUUCAGUGGCUGUCCUGUAGACUCGUGUCUGGUUUAGAGGUUAGUGGAACGUGUCUGCUUUCUCUUGUAUUGUAAUUUCACUGGGACUGCCCUGAAUUGUUUUGUGUGAGUGUUUCAACCCCAGGCAGGCUGCUGUCAAUGCAGGGCUGUGAUUCUCCAUAUUUUAAAACAAACUCUUAAAAUAAAAA
This is a messenger RNA of Acipenser ruthenus (sterlet), 1749 nucleotides long. Its product is annotated as ras-related protein Rab-34-like. Gene Ontology annotation, biological process: phagosome-lysosome fusion; endocytosis. The record is from RefSeq and is a predicted model, not a curated record. The coding region runs from base 508 to 1290 and encodes 260 amino acids. The transcript is spliced from 11 exons. Gene Ontology annotation, molecular function: GTP binding; GTPase activity. Lineage: Eukaryota; Metazoa; Chordata; Actinopteri; Acipenseriformes; Acipenseridae.